UGGAAACGUAAACAAAACGGCAGUCCUGGCAGUGAUUUCUGAACACACUCCGCUCAGUGGCGCAUAAACCACGAUUUGUUACCAGAAUGGACAAUGUUAGGCGCGUGUCCUCUGCAGGCUACCGGUUAACCUUGCCGGAACGAAACAAUGGGACCCGGCAGGUAACGACCCAGCCACCAGCGGACAGGACGAGAUCCGCUAAAGGAGACGCGGCCUUCGCGGAGCUGAAGCCGGACAAGAGCGAUGCCGUCAAACUGGACAAAGUGUGGAAAGAGGUGGUAUGGAGUGAGAGGAGAGCAGUGCGGGAAUGGGAGAAGAACUGGGACUUUCUCAGGAACUAUGAUCAGAUGGGACAGCUGAAGUCAGAGGAGCCUUUACCCAGCUACGUGUCGCACUUCUCUGAUCGCAUCCCCAACACCACCAACCAGAUGUUUGGCAGCAGACUGUCCACUCCGCUGGGGAGUGAACUGGUCAGACUGGACAGGCUGAAACUCUGGUCCAGAAGCCAUCACAAACGCAAGCUGGAUCCAGAGAUGCUGCCCUGCUAGAGCACUCUGAAGACAAGUCAUCUUACAUCUGGACCUCUGUACAUCUGGUCUUUUUUUUCCUGGACUCUGCAAGGCUGGGAUUGUAAUUUUUUUUGUUCUUAUUUUAAUGAAGUGUGUAUAUUAAAUAAAAUACAUAAAUCUA
Messenger RNA from Micropterus dolomieu (smallmouth bass), 690 nucleotides. RefSeq names its product linkage group 11 C2orf50 homolog (gene cimip5). The transcript has 4 exons. Bases 87 to 548 code for a protein of 153 amino acids. NCBI's taxonomy places the organism in Eukaryota, Metazoa, Chordata, Actinopteri, Centrarchiformes, Centrarchidae. The record is from RefSeq and is a predicted model, not a curated record.